Messenger RNA from Anolis sagrei ordinatus, 3773 nucleotides. It is a transcript of the gene SIX4, whose product is annotated as SIX homeobox 4. Gene Ontology annotation, cellular component: transcription regulator complex; nucleus. Gene Ontology annotation, biological process: regulation of transcription by RNA polymerase II. Lineage: Eukaryota; Metazoa; Chordata; Lepidosauria; Squamata; Anolidae. Gene Ontology annotation, molecular function: RNA polymerase II cis-regulatory region sequence-specific DNA binding; DNA-binding transcription factor activity, RNA polymerase II-specific. The record is from RefSeq and is a predicted model, not a curated record.
UGUGUGUGUGAGUGUGUGAAGGUGAGGCGGGUUGUGUGUGUGUGUUGAGUGUGAGUGCGUGUUGUUGUUGUUGAAUGUGAUCUUCCCGAGCAGGGUGGCCACCCCACCCGCGAGAGCCGGGCCGGGCCAUGUCUUCUGCUUCUCCGGAAGGGGACAGCGCGCUGGAAGAGCUGCUGUCGGGGAAGGCGAGGCGGGACGAGAGCGGGGCGUCCGCACCUCCGGCUCUCCUCCUUCCCUUUGCGAGGAAAGAGGAGGAGGAAGAGGAGGAGGAAGAGGAAAGUGCGGGUGAAGCGGCGGCGCUGAUGCUGCUGGAGCGGGAGCCUUCCUCCUCUCCUCCGGCGCUGCUCCCCUCUUCCUCCUCUUCGUCCUCCUCCUCUUCUUCCUCGACGUCGUCCCCUCGGGCGGUGCUGUCUCUGUCCCCGGAGCACGUGGCGUGCGUGUGCGAGGCGCUGCAGCAGGGCGGGCAGCUGGACCGGCUGGCGCGCUUCCUGUGGUCUCUGCCGGAGCGGGAGCUGCUGCGCGGGCACGAGAGCCUGCUCCGGGCGCGCGCCCUGGUGGCCUUCCACCGCGGCCUCUUCGCCGAGCUGUACGCGCUGCUGGAGGGACACAGCUUCGGGGCCGGGAGCCACGCGCUGCUCCAGGAGCUGUGGUACAAGGCGCGCUACCGAGAGGCCGAGCGCCUCCGGGGACGGCCCUUGGGCGCCGUCGACAAGUACCGGCUCCGGAGGAAGUUCCCGCUCCCGCGCACCAUCUGGGACGGAGAGGAGACCGUCUACUGCUUCAAGGAGCGCUCCCGCGCCGCCCUCAAGGAGCUCUACCGGCAGAACCGCUACCCCUCGCCCGCCGAGAAGAGGCACCUGGCCAAGGCCACCGGGCUCUCCCUCACCCAGGUCAGCAACUGGUUCAAGAACCGGCGCCAGAGGGACCGCAACCCCGCCGCCAACGGACCCGCCGCCUCCUCCUCCGCCGCCGCCGAAGGACUCGCCAAGAGUGAGUCAGAUGGCAACCCCAGCACAGAAGAUGAGUCCAGCAAGGGCCAAGAGGACUUAUCUCCGCAUUCUCUGGUCGGCACUUCAGACGGCACCGCCGGCUUAACCCUUCCUAGCCAUAUGGAGCCAGUCUACAUGCAACAGCUUGGAAACUCCAAAAUAUCUUUAAGCCCUUCAGGAGUCUUGUUGAAUGGAAACUUGGUGCCUUCCAGUCCUUCUCCUGUUUUUCUUAAUGGCACGUCUUUCAUCCAGGGACCCAACGGUGUCCUCCUCAAUGGGCUUAAUGUGGGGACCUCGCAGGCAUUGUCAUCCGCUUCACCCAAAACAUCCCCAAAUGAAUUGAGCAAUGGUGUUUCCAUGACGGACAUCUUAGCCCCUUCUCCGGAAGACGUGAAAGACUUCAAAAUCCUCCAGACUUCCUUGGCCAACUCAAUCGCCUCAUCUUCAUCGUCAACGACAACAACCUACAGCCCCAGUUCUGUCCCUAUCUCUUUCCCAGGAUUGAUACCCAGCAUGGAGGUGAAACGGGAAGAAAGUGAAGAAGCCAUAGCUCCACAAGACAGCAGUUCUGUGGUUACUUUUUCGGCUCCUGUCCAAAUAAACCAAUAUGGUGUUGUUCAACUCCCUAAUUUGGCAACCGGUGGUCAGCUCCUUAAUGGAGGCAUCAGUUUUUCUCCAGUGCAACUGCCAUCGGUUUCAGUACCAACCUCCCAAGGCAAUAUUUCCUUAAACCAAAGCACACCCAGCAGUGGCACCUUUACAAGUGACUCUACAACUGCCCAACAAGGGAAAGUGUUUUUCAGCUCACUUGCUCCCAGCACGGUGCUGUACACGGUCCCGAAUUCGAGCCAGGCCAUCGGACCAGUCAAACAAGAAGAACUGGAAGCCAGCUUGGUGUUUUCUCAAGUGAUGCCUCUUGGCCAAAACUCCCAGCUCCCUGUUAGCCUUCCACCUUCAGACAGUCUUUCUGGUGGAGGUCUUCAGACGGGCGGCACCUCCUUAGUUAAUGUGACUCUGCCACCGAACUUCUCCUUGGGACCUCCUUCUCUUUUGAGUGCGGAGGAACUCAACUCGGUAGUGUCGGAGAGUUUGCCCAUUUCAGCUCCUGCAACAAGUGGGACGACUGUGGUUUCUGUUGGCAAUGCCAACUACACGACACUCCAGAACUGUUCUCUCCUGCCCAGCCAGGAUCUGAUGCCCCUUUCCCCCAUGCAGCCGACGUUAGGAGGGCUCGGCCUGGCCAGUAGCAAUCACGUCGGACCUCACCCUUCCGUGCAAGUUCACCCCCAUUUUACACGAGAGCAGCGGUUAAUCCUGCAGUCCAUCUCCAACCUCAAGGAAAACUUCUUACCCGAUCCUGAUAGCAAAUCGGUUAGCGGCUCCAUGAUGCUGGAUUCGAAAACCAAAUACAUCAUGAGUAACAUGGUUGACGCCAUCUGCGAGGAGCUGGAGGCAGACAAAAAACAGCUGGCCAAGCUCCAGACUGUAGAGAUGGAUGAAGAUAUGCAAGAUUUGUAAACUAACGAGCCCCAAACGACAAUGACACUUGUUUGAUUUGCUUUUUCCCCACAAGGGCCCUGGCUUCUCAUGCAGGGUCUAGAAGCACAGAGUGUUGUUUUUCUUAUCUAAUCAAAAAUAUACACAUUAGACAUUUUUCCUCCCCCCAAAAAAGCUUACUUGAAGGGUCCACUUUAGAUAAGUGGGCAUCUCCAUUAGGAAUUGGGGGGAGGGGGUUGCCAUGUGUUGUUUGCAUGAAAUCACACUUUUGUGACACCGGCUUUAGAGGAACUCGUAAUAUGGAAGUAUCACUCAGACAAAGUAUGGUCUGCUGCAGGAUGGAUUGACUUACAACUAUUAUCCAAAUAGUUUCAUUAGAUCUGCAACACUUCAAUGUAUUUUCUAAAAAAUAUAUCCUCUGAAAUAUUAAAUAGGAACAAUAAUCAUCUUUCUAAAGAAAAGAUUGGGGAAGAAACUCUUGCUUUUUCAGUCUGGAAGUAAGUUUACUUGUAGACCAUGGGCAUUGACAGAGAUGGACUUUCUUUUUGGUUUUGGUUUUAAUUACUAUCCUAGAUGAUACCUCACUAUCUACUGUUACCUUCUUGGUUGAGGUAGAAAGCAAGCACAAUCGCAACUAACACAUUUUUUCCCUCAAUUUCUCCCUCUAUGUAUGUUUUCCAGAAGCAUUUAAAUGUUCUACCCUCACAAUGUUUGGAGUUUCUGAAAUGUUACAACUCUUUCUAAGGUUUUAGAGUCAGUGGAGUGGCAGAAGUAGUCAGGGGGGCUCUUUUAGGACUUGGAAUUGUGCAACCCAGAAUAUUUUGCUUUGUGUAUAAAUUGCUCGAAAGGGAACUCAAGUUUUUAUUGGUAUCAUAAGUUCCGUUUAUAGUUGUUGAUGUCCCUUUAUCAUUUUUGAAGUGUUGGAAAAGUCCAGUUUUUCUGAUGGCUUAAUUUAUUGUGUGUGUGUGCGUGCCACCUCACCCCUUUGGUAGAGGUUCAAGAACUGAAUUUUGGGUAAUUUAGAGUCUGGACAAACUGGUACUUAUGCUUGAUGCUAGAAUAUGAACAAAUGCAUUUUGGAGAUUCUUUGAUAUUUUCCUCCACUCUCUAUAGAGCUGCGCUUUCUGUUUUGGUUUUGACUAAUGUUACAAUAUUUAUGUUGUUGUUUUUUUAAAUCCCACAGUGCCUUUUUCCCUCGUGGCCUUAUGUCCUUGCUAUGACAAGCACAGUUAACAUGAAUUGAAAUAUCUCCUCUGCAACCAAAAGCAUUUGAACUUGAUUCCUAAA